Molecule: messenger RNA, 1393 nt
Organism: Annulohypoxylon maeteangense
Lineage: Eukaryota; Fungi; Ascomycota; Sordariomycetes; Xylariales; Hypoxylaceae
Exons: 4
Coding region: 236-1264 (342 amino acids)
Source: RefSeq, a predicted model, not a curated record
UGGAGGGUCAUCUCAUUCGUCGAAACAAGGCGUUAUCUACCGCAGCCUAAAUCUAUUAAUAUACAAGUAAAUUGAUAUUAACCGACCAAAAACCACGCCCAGCGGCAUAUAGGAGGAGAGGCGACAGGAGAACCAUGUAUUUAGGAGCUAGGAUCCAGGUUUCCGCACCAGCUCCCCGGCCUUCGCACUACAAGCCUUCGAUUCUCACCGACGGUAGCAGCCCAAAUCGCCCAAGAUGCAGUGGAAAGCACUCGCCCUCGCCCUCCUCGUGGAGCGCGGCUUCGGCCAGGGGAUGUUCCCGAUGAUGCGGUUCAGCUGCUCGCAGCUCGUCGUCGACCGUCUGGACCCCCUCGUGACCCCGGGCUCCAUCCCGUCGCCGCAUCUGCACCAGAUCGUCGGAGGUAACUCGUUCAACGCAUCCAUGGACCCCGCGACACACGAUCUCCCCUCGUCCUCUACAUGCACCAGCUGCACUUUCUCCGAAGACUUCUCCAACUACUGGACCGCGGUCCUGUUCUUCAAAGCCCGCAACGGAACAUACAAGCGUGUCCCCCAAUUCGCGAGCGAGGGUCUCCGCGCCGACGGCGGUAUCACAGUGUACUACAUCCCAGCAGCCGACGGCCGAUCCAACGUCACGGCAUUCAAGCCCGGCUUCCGCAUGCUCGUCGGAGACGCCGCCGCGACAGCACCAGGGUCCGCACGCAAGGUAUGCCACCGCUGCAUGCCGAAGACGGGAGACAACAGCAACAUCAACUGCGGCGCUCCGGACAGCCAAGCGCUACCCGCGGGCCAAUGCGCCGGCGGUAUUCGCUCCGUCAUUACCUUCCCAACCUGCUGGGACGGCGUCAAUACCGAUAGCCCGGACCAUAUGUCCCAUGUUGCUUACCCUGAGGGAUCGAACGGUAAUGAUGUUGGUGCGGCGGGUAACUGUCCCGCGAGCCACCCGGUGAAGAUCCCGCAGGUCAUGCUGGAGGUUAUGUGGGAUACCCGACCUUUCAACGACAAGAGCAUUUGGCCCGAGGACGGAUCGCAACCUUUCGUCUGGUCUACUAACGACAAGGACGGAUACUCGCAGCACGGAGACUACGUCUUCGGUUGGGAAGGCGACUCUCUUCAACGUGCCAUGGACGCCCGCUGCAACGGCGCGGUGUGCAAUGCGCUCAAGACUCAGUCUUCGGAGGCGGCGAUGAAGUGCACGAAGCCGCGCGUUGUUGAGGAGGAUAUCGAUGGAUGGACGACUUCGAUUCCGGGCCAGACCAUGUAAAAUGCGUAGUAGAUUGGAUUUAGUGGGAUUUCGGAAUUGAACGGUUGGAAACCUUGGAAUAGAAUGAACCUUGGAAGUAUUAAUGAGAAAAUACCUACCUUCUAUAACAUGCCCUAAUCGCUUAUAAUC